CUGCAUCGUGCGUCUAGACCUCCUCUCGGACUCCACGCCCGCUCCCUUACCAUGCGCCCCAGUACCUGCACCCCAGCCACUGCAGGCUCUGCUCUCCUUCGGGCAGGGCUGCUGCCUCUCUUGCUGCUGGCCACUUUAGCCUGGAUUGCCAGUGCUUCAAGGCCAGUCAUGCUUGCAGAGCUGCGCUGCAAGUGUGUGAGGACUACACAAGGAAUUCAUCCCAAAAAUAUCGUCAGCUUGGAGGUGAUCAGAGCGGGACCCCAUUGUCCCAGACACGAAGUUAUAGCCACUUUGAAGAAGGGGGGUGAAAUUUGUCUCAAUCCUAAAGCCCCUUGGGUGAAGAAAUUCGCCGAAAGAUUGUUAGAAGAUCAUUCUUCACUUUAAGUUACUUAAGUGGAACUGAGAAAGACCAGUGAAGUGAAGAUUCUCUGUGAGAAAACUUGGAUUCCUUAGAAGAAAAUCUUUCAAGUUUUUUUGUUGGUUUGUUUUGUUUUGUUUGGAGUACGAAGAAUACUACAAGAAAAUGGACAUUCUUCUGGGAGUGUGCUUUGGUCAAUCUGUCAUCUAGCCACCACUCACUGAUUUAGCAUUCAUAAAGCAUCUACUUUAUGGGAAGUCCUUCCUGCACUUGGCAUUUUCAUCACCUUGUUAUGAGCUUGGUGUUGAUUUUUUAACAGUUAUUUGAGCUAUUUAUUUUUACAUGGCAUAUUACUCCUGUAUAAUGAAAUCUUUGGCAAUUGAUCAGCUCUUUAGAAGUCAAUCCACCAAGUGGCUGGUAAUCUAUGAAUGCUUUAGGAUUACUGUAACCAGGGCAUUUCAAAAGUUAAAGACAAGCAACAUACUCUUCACAGCUUAGUAUAUGAAUAUGGGAUGAGUUUUAAUGCAAAAAUGAAACCAUGAUUAUUAAGAUAAGGGAAAUUAAAUGAAAGGCAUUCACUCCAACUGGCUAUAAAACUAGCAAUUGCACAAGUUACUUGCACAUUUAGUGAGGUUCAUGUCUCAGUCUAGAAAUAAUGCUCAAGAAAGGUGGGGUAUCAUACAUUUA
Molecule: messenger RNA, 1045 nt
Organism: Dromiciops gliroides (monito del monte)
Lineage: Eukaryota; Metazoa; Chordata; Mammalia; Microbiotheria; Microbiotheriidae
Product: permeability factor 2-like
Exons: 4
Coding region: 52-384 (110 amino acids)
Biological process (GO): cellular response to lipopolysaccharide; neutrophil chemotaxis; antimicrobial humoral immune response mediated by antimicrobial peptide
Cellular component (GO): extracellular region
Molecular function (GO): chemokine activity; CXCR chemokine receptor binding
Source: RefSeq, a predicted model, not a curated record